AUGGCUUCGUUCUUUCGGGCCGUGUUGCCUCUGGCUGUGCUCGUUGGAUAUACCCUCGGCCAUCCUCAGGAUAUAGUACCCCGGGCCAACGUCGCCGUGUCCAAUACUGGGAGCUCAAUGACAUACGUCUUCCAAAACAACCUGAAUGCCUCGGAUGAUGUCAACCAUGUCGGCGCCAUCCUGCUUGACCCGAUGUUAGCAUCUGCUGGGUCCGCUGCUUGUCAGGCUUUGAGCGAGACACUUUUGACUCAAGCGACCAUUCAGAACUACAGCAGUGACUUCUCGUCUGCAUUAUCAUACCUGGCGUACUCGGGAAGGGUGUCUCCUAAUCAGGUGUAUCACAUUGCUGGUGGCAGUUUGCAGGUUUCCGGUCAAGCACAGCUCUCCUUCCCUGCAACACCACAAGGAAACACUUCUUUGCCCGUCCUUUGCACCCAAUCAAGCUCUGCAAGCCAGCCUCCAAACUCCACCGCAAACACUUCAAAUCAAGUGGUCGUUGCGGCAGCAGGCAACACCUAUAUGGGUUAUCGAAAUCAGAAAUCCUUUCGCUUCCUAGGCAUCAGAUACGCUGAUCCGCCACAGCGAUGGGUAUAUUCUCACAUGUACAGUGGAAGUGGCAAAAUGGUGAACGCUACUGCCUAUGGCGCCCAGUGUUCUCAGCCAUUCGUCAAUGGAACGAGUGAGGAUUGCUUGUUUCUCAACAUCCAGACCCCGUACAUUCCCAAAGCUGGAUCAUCCCAGAGACUUCGACCCGUCUUAUUUUGGAUUCAUGGAGGAGGGUUUACUGGCGGCACUGGAGCUGAUCCGCUCAGUGAUGGUGGUAACCUAGCCUCUCGAGAAGACAUUGUGGUCGUGACCAUCAACUAUCGGCUGUCAACGCUGGGCUUUCUGGCCAUUCCCGGCACCAACAUCAAAGGCAACUUUGGCAUUGGAGACCAGAUUGUCGCCUUGAACUGGACCGUACAGAACAUUGCCAGGUUCGGCGGAGAUCCAAACAAGAUUACUAUCAUGGGCGAAUCUGCUGGGGCCGGCUCAGUCCGAACUCUUCUCGGUAGUCCUCCUGCAAUCGGGCUGUUCCAGGGUGCCGUAGCUAUGUCCAACUUGGGUGGCGGAGUGACACUUGGCCUCGAGGGCAACUAUGGAACCACUUACUCGUCUUACUACACUGUCAAUGAAUCAUAUACAGUCGCCGGACCUCAAAUCUUCGACGCCUCAAACUGUACCCAACAAACAUUGACUGGCAAGAUCGCGUGUCUGAAGAAAGUCAAUGCCACGGAUCUGGUGAAUCUGGAGACCGUUGCCAGAUACGUCGUCCAGGACGGAACCAUUGUCAACUCCUCCGAACUCAACGUGGUCGAGAAGAAUGCUGGGAGCGCAUAUGUCCCGAUCAUGUUUGGCAAUGCUGCAAACGACGGCGCUUCUUUUUCCACGAUAUCUGCCAUUCCGGUGCACAACGAAACACAAGGGCUAAUGACCGGUCUGAGUAUCAAUGCCUCUUACGCACAAGCCAUCAUUCAGUCGGGCUUGUUUCCCUACUACAGCACCGGCAAUAUGACGUUCGAUUCCUUCAACGUGUCACAACGAGUCGCAACCGACACUACUUUCCGCUGCAUCGAUCAAGCAACAGUAUAUGCUGGUGCAGAGACUGGUGCGUUCCCUGCGGCAUAUUACUACGAGUUCGAACGCACGAUCAAUGGAUACAACCCCGAGAACGUCCCUGGCGCGCCGGUCACGCCGGGUUACCCUCACGGCAACCCGAACCUGCCUUAUUUCAAACUGCACGGCGCCGACAUGGACUGGGCAUUUGGCAACUUCUACGUGCCCCUGAGAGAUUCCAACGACCUCUAUUCCGUCCAGCUGGUCAGCGGGUACUUUGCGGAAUUCGUGAAAAGCGGACAGCCUAAUCCUCCAGUCCCCUACCUCCAGGCCAGGGGGUAUACCAAGACCUUGCAAGGCGUUCAGGCAUCAGGACCCUGGGAGAAAGUGUCCAAUGCCACUGGUCCCAUCAAGCAUCUGGACUACCCCGCGACGAGCGGUGCCUUUGUGGAUUUGCCGCAAUGUGCGUGGCUCAACUAUAGCAUAAGCUACUAUCUCGAGCAGUAG
Molecule: messenger RNA, 2103 nt
Organism: Cladophialophora immunda
Lineage: Eukaryota; Fungi; Ascomycota; Eurotiomycetes; Chaetothyriales; Herpotrichiellaceae
Exons: 2
Coding region: 1-2103 (700 amino acids)
Source: RefSeq, a predicted model, not a curated record